AUGUAUAUGGCUUCCAUGGAAGACGGAGAAGAAGAGAUAUCGAGUAGACUCGAAGCCAUUUUUACGUACACGUGUGUUUUCAACACUCGCAACAGCUGGCAAGAAGAAACCAAAACUGACAAAGCGUAUUUGGAAGAUUUAAAGAUAGCGCUCGAAGAAACUGAAGACGAACUCAACUACUUUACCACUACUCAUGCGGAAUUGGUUGGAGAAGUUGUGCAACCUCUUGGCAAAGAAAGAUUUUUGAUCUCAGUUCUUGUGAAAGUAAACGAAGGAGUUCGUCUCAUAGUGAAUCGCUCAAGCUUAGUGAAUCAGUCGAAGCUUGUUUCUGGAACCAGACUCAGAGAUGUAAGAGACUGGAUUGAACGUCCUCUCAUAGAUCCUGACAUUUUUGAACGAGUUGGUGUAAAGCCUCCCAAGGGAGUGCUUCUCUAUGGACCUCCUGGUACUGGAAAGACAUUGUUAGCCAAAGUUGUUUCUAGCUCGCUUGUUAGCAAAUACGUGGGAGAGAGUCCAUUGAUGGUGAGAGAGAUGUUUAAAUAUGCCCCUGAACAUCAACCUUGCAUCAUCUUUUUGGAUGAGAUUGAUGCUAUUGAUAGACGUAGAUCCUGCUACGGAGAAGGAGAAACUAAAGAGUGUGACAGAGUCCUCAUCGAGCUUCUCUCUGAACUUGAUGGAUUCAACGAACUUGAUAAGGUUAUAAUGGCAACGAACAGACCUGAUGUUCUUGACCCUGCGCUUCUUCGACCUGGUAGAAUCGAUAAGAAGAUAGAGUUCUCAUUGCCUAACGAAGAUUCCAGAAUUAGAAUCCUUAAGAUUCAUGCUUCUGGUAUUACUAAACAAGGAGAUAUCGACUACGAAAAGGUCGUGAAACUAUCUGAGGGAUUCAAUGGAGCAGAUAUGCGUAACGUAUGUACUGAAGCAGGGAUGUUAGCUUUACGUGCAGGGCACGAUUACGUUGUCCCCAGCGACUUCAUCAAGGCUGUAACGAAACUAGGCGAAGCGAAGAAGCUUGAGUCUAGUGCACAAUACAAUGCUGAUUUCUGA
Messenger RNA from Brassica napus (rape), 1047 nucleotides. RefSeq names its product 26S proteasome regulatory subunit S10B homolog B-like. Gene Ontology annotation, cellular component: proteasome regulatory particle, base subcomplex; cytosolic proteasome complex. The record is from RefSeq and is a predicted model, not a curated record. The transcript has 10 exons. Gene Ontology annotation, biological process: positive regulation of RNA polymerase II transcription preinitiation complex assembly. Gene Ontology annotation, molecular function: ATP binding; ATP hydrolysis activity; proteasome-activating activity. NCBI's taxonomy places the organism in Eukaryota, Viridiplantae, Streptophyta, Magnoliopsida, Brassicales, Brassicaceae. The coding region runs from base 1 to 1047 and encodes 348 amino acids.